Molecule: messenger RNA, 1908 nt
Organism: Spinacia oleracea (spinach)
Lineage: Eukaryota; Viridiplantae; Streptophyta; Magnoliopsida; Caryophyllales; Amaranthaceae
Product: aspartate--tRNA ligase 2, cytoplasmic
Exons: 10
Coding region: 121-1752 (543 amino acids)
Biological process (GO): aspartyl-tRNA aminoacylation
Cellular component (GO): cytoplasm; aminoacyl-tRNA synthetase multienzyme complex; cytosol
Molecular function (GO): aspartate-tRNA ligase activity; ATP binding; RNA binding
Source: RefSeq, a predicted model, not a curated record
CCCUAAUGAAGGGAAUUAACUGGAUGGAGGCAGUGGAGCUCAAUAAAGGGAAUACUUGAUUGUUGAACACAAAUAUUACCCUAUUCUUUUCCUCUUCCAAAAAGAAACCUUCCUCCCACCAUGUCUUCUCCGCCACCUUCGAACGCCACCGCCGAAAACACCAAUGAGCCGGCAGAGCUCAGCAAGAAGGCUGCCAAAAAAGAGGCGGCGAAGCAGGAAAAACUAAAAAAAAAGCAAGAAGCUGCUGCCGCUGCAGCUGCCGCGGCACUCGCCGAAGCCUCAAUCGCUGACCCUCUCGCCGAUAACUACGGAGAUAUCCCUCUCAUUGAACUCCAAUCGAAGGCCGUUACCGAACUCAAGUGGACAGAGGUAAAAUCUCUCUCUUCCGAUCUCAAAGAUCAGGAGGUUCUCGUUCGAGGACGAGUGCAGGCAGUUCGGGCUGUCUCGAAGAAAAUGGCGUUUGUUGUUGUGCGAGAGGGUCUAUUUACUGUUCAAUGUGUUCUAAUGGUGGCUAAGGAGAAAGUGAGUGAACAGAUGGUUAAGUUUGCUAAUGCUUUGAGCCGCGAGUCCAUUGUUGAUAUUGAGGGUGUUAUUUCUGUUCCUGGUGAACCCAUUAAAGGCACCUCUCAACAGGUUGAGAUUCAAGUGAGGAAGAUUUACUGUAUUAACAGAGCUAUAUCAACACUGCCGAUUAAUAUUGAGGAUGCAGCCCGGAGCGAUGCCGAGAUUGAAGAAGCUUUGAAGGAUGGGAAGCAAUUGGUUCGUGUAAACCAAGACACGCGGUUGAAUUACCGAGUCUUAGAUUUGAGGACCCCUGCUAAUCAGGCCAUAUUUCAUCUGUCAUCUGAAGUUGAACACGAAUUCAGGGUAUUCUUGCGAUCUGAACAUUUUCGAGGAAUUCAUACACCCAAGACGAUGGGAGGAACAAGUGAAGGUGGUGCAGCAGUUUUCAGAUUUGACUACAAAGGCCAGCCUGCCUGUCUUGCUCAGUCACCUCAGCUUCACAAGCAAAUGUCAAUUUCUGGUGAUUUUAGGCGAGUUUUUGAAGUUGGUCCUGUUUUCAGAGCUGAGGACUCCUUCACUCAUAGGCAUCUCUGCGAGUUUACGGGUCUUGACGUGGAAAUGGAGAUCAAAGCACACUAUUCAGAGGUUAUGGACAUAGUUGACCGGUUGUUUGUGGCCAUUUUUGACCAUUUAAAUGAGAACUGCCAAGGAGAACUGGAAGCUAUUUCAAGGCAGUAUCCAUUUCAACCUUUGAAGUAUUUGCGGAAGACAUUGCAGCUGACGUUUCCAGAAGGAAUUCAAAUGCUGAAGGAGGCGGGUAUUGAAGUUGACCCUCUUGGGGAUCUUAAUACCGAAACCGAGAGAAAGCUCGGAGAAUUAGUUCGUGACAAAUAUGAUACUGAGUUUUACAUUCUCCACCGGUAUCCAUCAGCUAUUAGGCCAUUCUACACCAUGCCCUGCUAUGAUAACGCGUCAUAUAGCAAUUCGUUUGAUGUCUUUAUACGAGGUGAGGAGAUAAUAUCCGGAGCUCAGCGUAUACAUGACCAUGAAUUUUUGACAAAGCGUGCUGAAGCAUGUGGGAUUGAUGUCAAGACAAUAGCUACCUAUCUUGAUUCCUUCAAGUAUGGUACUCCUCCUCAUGGAGGAUUUGGAGUGGGGUUGGAGCGCGUCGUGAUGCUCUUCUGCAACCUGAACAACAUCAGGAAGACGUCCCAGUUCCCGCGUGAUCCUCAAAGGCUUGCACCAUGAUUCUACUUUUUUACUUUUCUUUAGGGAACUUGGUGAGAAAGAACCUUUUAAAACAUAAAUUUUGUGAGAUAGCACAUUUUAUUAAACUUUUGUGUGAAAGAAACACCUCAUAAGAACAUUUUUACGAAGUAUUAAAUAAGCACUGUUCGAUCGGAA